Molecule: messenger RNA, 1371 nt
Organism: Eriocheir sinensis (Chinese mitten crab)
Lineage: Eukaryota; Metazoa; Arthropoda; Malacostraca; Decapoda; Varunidae
Product: UDP-glucuronosyltransferase 2B14-like
Exons: 2
Coding region: 403-753 (116 amino acids)
Molecular function (GO): UDP-glycosyltransferase activity
Source: RefSeq, a predicted model, not a curated record
UGCUUAACACACAAACUCAGAUGGAACUAAGGUCAGUCACUGCUGAGCGCUUCUGCUGCCCUAGCAGGUGAAGAUGGACCUUAGCAGGCAGUGAGCUACAAAGCGCAGAAGUGUAUGCGAAUUUACGUAGGGAAAGGUUGAGCAAGAAACCUGACUAGACCAAAAAUAAAAAAUAUUAACGAGCAGGCGACCGAGUGCGGCUCACCUGUCUGUAUAGAUCUGUGUUUUAACAUAUCAAACCAUUGUCCAACAGCUCAUGACAACGUGAAAGUGUUCAUCUCUCACGGCGGCCUGAACAGCGUGCAGGAGUCCAUCUUCCACGCCACACCCCUCCUUGUCCUCCCCGUCUUCACUGACCAACCAACGCAAGCUGUGUUUGUGGAAAGCUCGGGUCUGGGUCACAUGCUGGAGUGGGAGGAACUUACUGCCGAUAGGAUUGUCAACGCCCUCACUGAUAUUAUAAACGAACCAAAGUACAAAGAGGCCGUGUCGGUGAUGUCGGCGUCCUUAAGGGAUCAGCUGACUACGCCGCAGGAGCGCGCCGUCUUCUGGACGGAGUACGUGAUCCGCCACCGAGGGGCGCCGCAGCUGAGGUGCACGGCCACCCAGCUGUCCUGGGUGGAGUUCCUGCUGCUGGACGUGGUGGGCCUCCUGCUGAUGGCCCUACUGCUCCUGCUGCUGCUCCUGCGUCGCUUCUCUUGGGCAGUGUUUGCCUUAGUCUUUACUGACCGUGUCAAGAAAAAGAAGGAGUGACGCGAGACAAAGUGAAACUUGUUUGUAAGUGAUGGUUUAUAACAACCGCAUGUUGUAUAGAUACAGAACGGGAAAGACCAAUGAACUACCUUGAUUUAUCGUACUUUUCACACUGUAACUUUGUAUGUGAACCUGUUGUUAACCACCGCUGUCAGUUGAUAAGCAUCCAUAGGUUUAUUUCGUUACACUUGUGUGUCAACAUUGACGGAUGUCCGUGUUGUGCUAUUUUCCUUAGGAAUAAAUUAUUCCCAGGUUUUGUAAUGAGUAAAAUGUCUUUCAUUGGCGACUAUAGCAACUGUAUUGAAACAGAGACCCGUUGUAUGAAGGGAUAGCUUUAUUAAUUUUAAUGAGUGGAUGGUGUGACAGUAAGCACCUGAAAAAAAUGUAAAGGGUAUAUAAGAUAGUUGUUGUUCCCUUGUUCCUAUAGAUAGUUAAGUAGUUAUACUAUGAUAAGUUCUCCAUCGAGAGCCAGUAUUAACACCGUGACCUGUCGCUGCACUUGUAUCAGUGGCUGCUUCACCGCCAACAGUAAAAGACUCACCCGGCAUCAAUACGUUUCUCUGCCCUCGAAACAUCCUACAUGACGCAGUGAGUUCAAGAUCUUUCACGGACCCGGCA